AUGUCAAGCUUCACGGCAAGCAAGACGCCGAGUUUCAAGACUUUGUCGAGAUUACAUCCCUCACAUUCCUUGGUCACAGUCCAAGCGGCUAAGCGCUUCACUCAUUCCCUACUAUAUUCUGAAAGUUCACUUUGCCAUGCAAUAUUGAUCAAUACAGUAUCUGGAAUGUGGAGAUUUCUUGCAUUUAGGGAGGAGCUACAACACUAA
Molecule: messenger RNA, 207 nt
Organism: Blumeria graminis f. sp. triticale
Lineage: Eukaryota; Fungi; Ascomycota; Leotiomycetes; Helotiales; Erysiphaceae
Source: the annotation of a GenBank genome assembly